Messenger RNA from Aricia agestis (brown argus), 450 nucleotides. RefSeq names its product extensin-1-like. The transcript is spliced from 2 exons. The coding region runs from base 1 to 450 and encodes 149 amino acids. The record is from RefSeq and is a predicted model, not a curated record. Lineage: Eukaryota; Metazoa; Arthropoda; Insecta; Lepidoptera; Lycaenidae.
AUGCAUCUGUACAGUACGACGAGCCGCACGGCUAGUCUUAACCGCUUCGACCCGAAAUACGCGUCGUUCGGACCGCGCGCGCCGCGCCCGCGCCCGCCAGCGCCGCCGCCCGCACUCGCAACAUUCUCGCCCGAGCCCGCGCCUCCGAGACAGGAUAAAUACCAGCAGGACAAGUACCCGCCCCCGUCGGACAAGUACCCGCCCCCGUCGGACAAGUACCCGCCCCCGGCGGACAAGUACGCCACCGUGCGUCCCGCACGCAGAGCCGACCCGCAACCGCUGUCGGCCGCGGCGCUCGAGUACAGGAGUUUGCAGCGCCCGCGCCGCCACCAGCAGCCCGCGAACCACCGCCGCCGACCCGACCGACCCGAUCGACCCGAGAGGCAGGAACGACCCGACCGAACCGAUCGCAACGACAGACACGAUCUGUACGCGGUCACCGAGCUAUAA